AUGCCGACCAAGCUGUUGCCACCGAGUUCAGACGUCGAUAUUCUCGAGCCCCUUGGCUUGCCAUUGCGGGGGUUCCAGACAAACGAUGCUACUCCCACAACGGCCCCGACUUCCCUCCCCACUCCCAGCUCUAAGCGAUUGCAGCACGUCCAUGUGUUCCCAGAUCAACAAUGGUUGCUUCCGUCUGACGCUGAGCACGUCGUUGAGGCACCAGGUGCUCCGCUCAUGAGAGACUAUGAUAGUUUCACUGAGGGCACGGCUAAGGGGAGCUUUGACUCGAUCCCCAUAGAAGCCACGGAUCAAUACGGCGAGCAGCUCCUCGUCCUUGAUCAUGAGACCGUAGGCACUCUUCCUAUCGAUAUCGGGGCGCGCUCGACUAUCGAAAGAUGGCGAGAUGUCGUUUCCCAGAGUAUGGAUGAUCCUCCAGCUCAGCACCACAUGCCUCCUUCCGCAGUGAUCGGCUUUGACGACGAAGACUUCCUUGUCACCCCAACUAAGCGCCCACAUUCAAUAACGUCGGAAGACGAUGAGGAUGUUCCAUCAGGCGAUGACAAUCAGAACUGCAUACUCGUGUUCGUUUCGGUCUUAAUCAAGGCUUUGGACAAUGUAUCUUCGUUCUAUGUUUACAUGUGGACUACCCUAGCUUCCACCCCCACUCUAUUUGCGGAGUAG
Messenger RNA from Pleurotus ostreatus (oyster mushroom), 672 nucleotides. RefSeq lists its product as uncharacterized. The record is from RefSeq and is a predicted model, not a curated record. Lineage: Eukaryota; Fungi; Basidiomycota; Agaricomycetes; Agaricales; Pleurotaceae. The coding region runs from base 1 to 672 and encodes 223 amino acids. The transcript is spliced from 4 exons.